CAGGGAUGGCCCUCACUGUCAGGAAGAGAGACAGCAAGAGCCAGGACUUCUCACUCCGGGUCGGUAAAAGGGAGAACGAGAAGGAAGAGCGCUUCGAAGACGCCUUCGAGGUCAUCCCCGCCGCGUCCACCAUGAGCCUGCUCUCCUCCCUGGAGGAAUGCACCACGGGCCUCUACUUAUUUCUCAACAACAGGUUCUCGGAGGCCUUAAGCCUCAUCUCCCCGUGGUCCAAAAGCAGCCUGUACCACGCGCUCAUGUACGGCAUCCUGAUGGUGGUCAAGUCCGCCCUGACACUGGACCCGCAGGACAUCGAGGCCGGCAGCAUGGCCGCGAAGGACGCCCUGAGGACCUGCUACAAUUUCCGCAGGAAGUCGUGGGUGAGCUUCUACCGGCUGGUGAAAAGGCAGGGCUCGCAGACCAUCCAGGAGGAGGAGCUGCACGCGGACGUCUGCUACGCCGAGAGCCUCAUCCUGAAGGCGGCCGUCACCUUCAUCCAGGACGACAGCGUGCUCGGCUACCUCCGCAGCGGGCUGGCCAUCAGCUCCAGCUACCAGAUCUACAAAGACUGUCAGCAGAUCCUGCCCCAAAUCCCCAGCAGCCAGAGCAAAACCUACAAGCACCUGGUGGGCGGCAUCAAGUUUGGGGUGGGCGUGUUCAAUCUGCUCAUGUCCCACGUGCCUCCCAAGACGCUGAAGCUGCUCAACGUGGUGGGCUACUCCGGGAACAGGGAGGUGGGCUUGACUCUGCUCUGCGAGAGCGCCUCCGAGUCCCACAUCAACAGCAUCCUGAGCGCGCUGAUGCUGCUCUUCUACCACGGCUACCUCUGCGUGGCCUUCGGGAUGGGCCAGGUCUCCAGCUCCGGGGCCGAGCGCCUCCUCGUCCUCCACAGCCAGCGGUUCCCCCACUGUGUCAUCCUGAAGUUCUUCCACGCCCGCUUCUGCAUGCUCGCCGGGGACUUCGCGGAGGCGCAGCUCAAGCUGCACGAGUGCGUGUUCGUCCAGAGCGAGUGGAAGCACGUCCACCACCUCUGCUACUGGGAGCUCAUGUGGUGCGACAUCUUCCUGCAGAACUGGAAGCAGGCGUUCCAGUACGCCCGCCUCCUCUCCCAGCAGAGCCGCUGGUCCAAGGCCAUCUACUCCUACAGCAAGGCCGCCAUCCUGGCCCUGCUCCCUGCAGACUUCGCCAGGCUGGUCAGCGAGGACACCAACUCGCUCUUCCUAAAAGUGGAGUCUUUGAGGAUCAAGGUGUUGGGAACGUCGGUGCCCGUCGAAAAAUUUAUUGCCGUGAAGGGCCAGCGCUACGGGUCGACCACAGGUUGGUACCCGGCACAGCCCAUGCUGGAGUUUCUCUAUGCCUGGAGCGGCUUCCGCGUCAUGAGCAAAAAGCUGGACCUGAUCUCCAGCUGGCUCAUGAUCAUCGACAAAGGGGAGGACCUGCUCCGAGAGAAGGCCAACACCGAGUACUGGGCCGACGACAUCACCCUGCUCUACCUGCUCAAGGGGCUGUGCCUGAAACACCUGGGCAAGUACCUGAUGGCUGAGCAUUACUUCAACUCUGUCCUCCAGAGGGAGAAACUGUUAAAAUACGACCACUACUUGGUGCCGUACACCUACUACGAGCUGGGGAUUCUCUACUACCUCAAAGGAGACAGCGUCAGCGCCGCAAAAAGCCUGGACAACGUCAAGAACUACCGAGAUUACUCCAUGGAGAGCCGACUGCAGUUUAGGGUUCACGUGGCCUUUGAACAAAUCUUCAAAGAACUGUGAUUUCGGCACCAAAUCCAGCUGGGUGACGACGAGCAGAGUCGGCUGCCUUGAGCAAGGUAGUCAGCAGGCAACGUGAUUUCUGUGUCGAAGAGCUCAAGGAAAGCCUCCCGUGUAGAGUCCUGGCUGUGGCGAAGAAGAAGCGAGUCACCUGCUGCUCC
Messenger RNA from Sorex fumeus (smoky shrew), 1924 nucleotides. RefSeq names its product tetratricopeptide repeat protein 39B-like. The record is from RefSeq and is a predicted model, not a curated record. The transcript has a single exon. NCBI's taxonomy places the organism in Eukaryota, Metazoa, Chordata, Mammalia, Eulipotyphla, Soricidae. Gene Ontology annotation, molecular function: protein binding. Gene Ontology annotation, biological process: regulation of cholesterol metabolic process; negative regulation of cholesterol storage; regulation of cholesterol efflux. The coding region runs from base 6 to 1766 and encodes 586 amino acids.